AUGGAGUGUGAGACAAUCAAAAUGACACACCAAGUGAGUUCCAUUGUACAUUCCGUGGCUCCAAAGCUAGAGGAUCCCGGAGCAUUCACAAUACCAUGUACCAUUGGAAGUGCCGAUUUCGCAAAAGCCCUAUGUGACUUGGGGGCAAGUAUCAAUCUCAUGCCAUAUUUGGUCUUCAAGACCUUGGGUAUCGGACAACCUCAUCCAACUUCUAUGAGGCUUCAAAUAACGGACAGGUCAAUGAAGCAGCCUUUGGGGAUUAUUGAUGAUGUCCUUGUUCGUGUUGUUAAGUUCAUAUUGCUGGCCGAUUUCGUGAUCUUGGAUUGCGAAGUGGAUUUAGAGGUUCCUAUCAUUCUUGGAAGACCCUUCCUAGCUACGGGGAAGGCCUUGGUUGAUGUGGAAGCAAGAGAAUUGAUCUUCCGUGUUGGAGAUGAAAAG
Messenger RNA from Nicotiana tabacum (common tobacco), 438 nucleotides. NCBI's taxonomy places the organism in Eukaryota, Viridiplantae, Streptophyta, Magnoliopsida, Solanales, Solanaceae. The record is from RefSeq and is a predicted model, not a curated record.